AGCUGUGGGACGUGUCGCGGCGCUGCGCCGGCUCCUCCUUCCCCGCCCUUCUUAGAGGUGCCCCUCUCCCUCCCUUCGCCUCCUCCUCCCUAGCCCGCAGCGGAGCGUCCCCUCCCCCACCCGUGGGGCUUCUCGGCAGCUACUGCAGAGGAUUCAGAGCGGAGUCGCUGAGGAGGAGGAGGCUCCCGGUCCCUGCGCGCCAUCCGCCACCUUACUGGACACGGGCAAGGGAGCGAGAGCGUCGCCUCUGUAGCCCCCAGAGAAGACAAGGGCAUCACCAUCUCAGCCACCGCCGCCGUUUUCUCCUGCAGCGGCUCGCCGGAUCCUUGGUCUUCCACAAUGAACCCUGUUUAUAGCCCCAUGCAGCCUGGGGCUCCUUAUGGCAACCCUAAAAACAUGGCUUACACAGGUUACCCCACAGCCUACCCAGCAGCGGCCCCUGCCUACAAUCCCAGCCUGUACCCCACUAAUAGCCCCAGUUAUGCUCCAGAGUUUCAGUUCCUGCAUUCAGCUUAUGGAUACCAUGAAGCAACUCUGCUGAUGAAACAGGCCUGGCCACAGAACUCGUCCUCCUGUGGCACUGAAGGCACCUUCCACCUCCCCGUGGACACCGGGACCGAGAACCGAACUUACCAAGCGUCCUCUGCGGCUUUCAGAUAUACUGCGGGGACACCAUACAAGGUCCCACCGACCCAGAGCAAUACUGCUCCGCCCCCCUACUCCCCAUCACCCAACCCCUAUCAGACGGCCAUGUAUCCAAUCAGAAGUGCCUACCCCCAGCAGAAUCUGUAUGCCCAGGGAGCCUACUACACACAGCCGGUGUACGCUGCCCAGCCCCACGUCAUCCACCACACCACGGUCGUCCAGCCCAACAGCAUUCCCUCCGCCAUCUACCCGGCACCCGUAGCUGCCCCCAGGACCAACGGCGUGGCCAUGGGCAUGGUGGCCGGCACCACCAUGGCGAUGUCAGCAGGGACCCUGCUGACUGCCCCCCAGCACACCGCGAUCGGGGCACACCCCGUCUCCAUGCCAACAUACAGGGCCCAGGGGACCCCGGCAUACAGCUACGUGCCGCCGCACUGGUAAAGCCUGCAGCCCAUCCGAAUCUGGAGUCACACAUUGUAUGCAACUACUCAAGUCUUACACAGGUGCUGGAGCAGUUCCCUAGCAGCCGCACCUCUAUUUGCAAGAAGAGACAACGGAAGUGCAAGGGUCACUUUAUGCAUCUUUAACGGUUUUGGUUUUUAUUUUUGAUUUUUGUAAAAGCUGCUUUUUUAAAUCUCCCGCCUCUCCCUACGUUCCUCCUCUUAGCCGCUGCCCUUCCGGCUCUGUCCCUUCUCCCACCUGACCAGGCACUUCCUCUCUGUUCUUCUUCCCUCCCCCAGCACCCACCCCCGGGACCCCAGUCUAGUGGCAAAUAGAGAGGGGGGUUUCUUGCAGUGGUUCGGGGGAAGGCACUGUUCCCUUCAGAGAGUGUGACAGAUGUAGCCCUCCGGUCCAGGGUGGGCACUCAGAGCCGUUGAGCAGGCUACAUCUUUGGGGGAUUGUUUCCUUUUUGAUUUUUCUCAAGCAAGAUUAGUCUAGGGCAGCACCAUGUCCUGACUCAAAUGAAAUGUGUUCUGAGAACCAUUGGAACAGACCAAGAACAAAACCACCUGAUUAGUUAGGAGUGUUUAUAGCAGCUUAAUAAAGCAGCUCCUGUUCUUUCACUGGGAGAACUUGGGGCGGGGGGAGCAAUAUGGGAGGGAAGAGGGGAGAGAGGCGCUUACCUGCCGGCUUUGGUUUGUGAGGUCUCAGGCCAGACUGCCCUGCGCCACCCUCUCAUUUGCACAGCUAUGCGCACUGACCCGGCACUUCCUCGGAAGGUGGUUUGGACCUCAGACCUGCUAAGCAGCUGCAGGGUGGGGGGAUCCCAGCCUCUCAGAGCCUUGGAAGGCCAGGUACCCUCUGUAAUCCAGACCUUAGCCUCUGAGCCCUCAUGGACCCACUCUGAUGAGGACCCACCUCCUGAUUAGAGUGGGAACCUGUGGUGUUUCUCGCCCUUCCUGCCGCCCUUCCCAGUGCCAGGACUCACCCAUGUGUCUGUGGGGCCGGCAGGCAGGCCAGGCUCUUGGUUACCUUUGCCACUCACAGCCGAAGUGAAGGAACCACAUUCCAGAUGGGUGCUGGUGGCUUUGAAGGUCAGUACAGUGAAGGAAAGCAAUAGCAAUAAACAUUUCAUAGACUCAUGGGACAGAAGGGACCUUAGCGAUCAUCUCAUCCAUUCCCCUAUUCGACAGAUGAGGAUGCUGAGGCCACGAGAAGAAGAAAGGACUUCCCUAGAACUUGUUGUAAAUUAGCAUUAAAUGCAGCCUUCCUACCUAGGGGCAUGUUGCCCACAAAAAUUUACCUAGGGAUGGAUUGCCUUGGUUUUGUAAAAAUUAAGUCAGCAGGGCCCACAUCUGGUGAGCUCUGGAACAGCAUCUGUCUGGGUUUUUGUUCUUUUUCUCCAGACUCCACAGGCGGGGGUUAAAAACUGGGCAGAGGUUACAUGGGGACAGAUGGCAGGAACAGAAAUUGCAAAAGAAGAAAUAGCAUUUGGAAAUUCUGUGAAGACAUUUGGAACGUUCGCCCCAUACCUGACUCCAGCCCUAGGGGCACGGGCAGGUGGGCUGGCUGAAAGAAUGCGUUUAAGGACAGUGGCUCCUCAUCCUCAGUGGGAGGAGGAUGAGGGUGAGGCCCAGGAGACACGGGACCUCCUGGGAGAAGAGGGGUUCCUUGGACAGGAGGCCCCCCUAGUCUCAGCAGGAGGCUGGCUCGUCCAGUACGACCCCCUAUACCCAGCAAUUGGCUGGGCCAGCAGCCCCCUAGUGGGGCUGGGGGCAUUUUGCUGUACAAAAUGCGAUCAUUGAUAACAUUUGGGACUUUUAAAUAACUUUUUCCAUUUAAAUUCAUGCAAACUCGGACAUAUCCCUACCCCUACUCCUUUACUCCCUAAAGGAGGAAAAAUUCAGGAACCCUUGAGCCAGAAGGACCUCAGAGGUUGUCUGGCCAUUCCAGGUGGGCAGAGCCCAUCAGCAUCCUCUGCCCAGAGCCAGGAGUUGGGGGCCACCUUCUUGGCCGUCCAGGGGCCUGUAGGACCAGUAAGGAGAAGCCCAGCUAUUCUAAAUGGUCUGUUGAAGUUUUAUUCUAAAACGAAGUUUUCCAGUGUUAAUCCAUUUUUUUGCAAAUACCUCCUCCUACGCUCUGGUUUUGUAAGGGUGGAUGAAGGGUGGUUAUAUUAUGUCAUGUUUGGAAAAUGCCAAAAUAAUAACAAUAAUAAGAGGAAACGUCUGCAUUCGUCAGGUGCUUCAUAGAUUUCAGAGCACUUCAUGGCCUUUAAUGUACUGGCCCCGAGACAGAGGGACAGGGUCAGACGAGGAAACUGGGUCUGGAAGGAAAGGGAACUGCCCCGAGGGAGCAGCUGCUGGUGUCCCGACAGCCUCCCCCUGUCCCUGCUGCCUCCGAUGGGCUGGAGUGGGGCCAUGGGGGCGGGGGGGAAGAGGAGACUUAGGAGUGACUGUGCUAUUUUUGUUCUUUCCACACCAGUAAGCAACAACUAAUGCCUAGUACCUUGCAGUUCACAAAGCAACUUCACACCCACCCCCUGCUAUAACGCUGUGGAUUAGAGGAUUCCCCCCGUUUGGCUCAUGAGGAAACUCAGAGUGAUUUGCUCUGAAGUGGCAGAGCCACUUGAAUCUCAGUCUGUCUGCUGUCUUUUCCUCCCCGUCUGACUCCACCACACACAGCCUUGCAAAUGGAAACAUCCACGAUCUGCACCCCCUCUCGGUCCUAGUCUGUGAUUCAGAAUCAGAGACAGGCCCCAGGGCGUAAACAAGGCUGUGGUCUGGAAGAGCCCAAGCCCAGCGCCCCUUUUUCCGUGUGAGUGUCGGAGCCCCAGCUCAGCUGGCCUCGCCCUCUGGCGCCGAUGGAGAGCCACGAGCCUGGCCAGGCGUGGGGAGUCCUCGCAGAGGGCCUGGGCCGGGAGCCGGGGCAGCGCUGUGCUUCGCUGGGAUGGGCACACCUGGUAGUCCCACAGGUGUCUGUCAGGAGGUACUGUGGGUGUCAUCCAAAGACACUGGGUGACCCACCGGUCAGGCUGGGCAGAAGGUCAAAGCUCGAAGGGCCCUGUCAUUGUAGGAAGGCCAGCAAGCCGGAGGACGGGGGUGUGCCCACCUGACAGUGGGCUACAGCGCUGGGCCCUCUUGCCGCCCCCCACUGCCUCUCCCCAGUACCGCAGCCUGGCGGCCAGUGUUAGAGGUGUGCAGGUGGUCCCACAGCCAACCCUCUUCGCUUCCCCCCUCUUCGGUUUGACUGCCUCAGUCUGGGGCCUAGAAAGCUGUGGGGUCCCCAGGCGGUGAGAGUCUGGAACCCAAAGCCUGAAGCAGUCUGCCACAUUUUGGAAAAAAUGUUUAAAAUUUCUUCCCCAUGAGACAGAGCAGUUGCUUUGCUGCCUCUCUCUCUCUCUCCCCCACCCCCCACAAUGACCCUAAAGUGAAAUCCUAUUCUCAUCCCUAAAUAUUGAAUAGGACACAUACCUAUUCCAAGUGGUUUUUCAUGUACAAAGUACUUCAACAUUGAUUGCCAAAAUACCCAUUUUAUAGAUGGAAAAAACUAAGUCUCAGAGGCUUAAGAGACUUGCCAAAGGUCACAGAGCUCAUAAGAGAAAGAGCCAAUGUUCAAACUCUGCGGACCCUCAGCCUUCUGCUGGCACCUGCUGGGUCUGGGUGGCAGGUGGGGGGGGGGGGCUGCCGUCUGCCCUGUGGGUGAGGGCCAGGCCCUAGACGCAGUGCCCAGUCCUUGCACCUCACCCAUCUCUUACCUCUGGCCACCCAAACUGUUCUGAGUUUCUGAGAUCUCCCAGGCGUGUGGAGGUGCUUCUUUGGAGGGGCUUGCUUUGUUCUGAGUGGCCUCAAGAAAUGAAUUGUGGGGCAUGAAGUCGGGCAGGCCUCUUGGUCACCAGACUGUGUGUCAUUGUGCAGGUGGGCUCGGCCCGUCUCAGCGAGGCACUGGCUUAGCCAGGCCAGGAGCCCCGCAUAUCAGAUUCCUCAGCUCUGCUCCGUGGCCGGUGGGGGGGGCGGGGGGGGGGCUGGGAGGCGUGCGUCGGUCUUGGUCACAGCACUCUGAAUAGAAGGAUCAUUUGGAGGUCGCCAUGGCAUCGCUCCUCGGUUGCAGUUGACAGCACAGGGGAGCUCUGCUUUUCCAUUCUGCACUCCACCGUGUCACUGCAGGGCGUGCAGUGCCCAGCUGCUUGCCAAGCUUGGAGACAUGGAGGGGUUAGUCAGGCAGUGGAGUGGGCAGGUGGGAAGCCAGCUGCAGGCCGCUGCGUAGCCCUGGGAAUUCAGGCCCGACCCACCUCCGAAAGCAGGGUCACGGUAGAGGACCCCCAGCCAGGCUGACAUCAGAACCCACACCCGGGCCUCGAGGAACUCAGGCUCCUGUGGGGCGUGUCAGGCUGGCUGGAGGAUUUGCCCUUUACCUGUCUCCGUCCCCUCACCCAGAGAACACAUUUCUGAAAUCAGGUGUUACAUGGUCCCAGGACCCAGCCUUUCAAGUUCCUGCCAGGCCAGCUUUGACAUUCCAUUGCCAACCUUGCCUGAGCCCGACUUGGUCCCACGCACUCAGUUUCAGCAGCCCUUCUCUGUCUCACAUGCUGUUGAGUUCAGCCCCGUGGCCGAGUGAGCAGCACGGGAAUUGGACUGGUUGUCACAAAGCCUGACAGGAAGCCAGAGCUUCCGCUUCCCUGUGGCCGCUUCCCUAGUGCCCAGGCUUCUUGCUGUGGCAGGGAGACCUUGUCCCCAUUCCAGCUCCUGGUGGAGGGCUGCUUUCCUUCCGGAAGAGAACAGAUAGAACAGCUUUGCAGAUGAGUACAAUACCAGCCUGUGGGAGUGACCUGGGCGAAGCCGUCUUUGAGCCUGACCCCAGCAAGACCAGCAUCUCCAGGCUCCAGCCGGCCUCCUCAAGCCCGAGAACCGGUGGAAUGGGACCACCCAGACCGCCAGCCGGGGUCAGCCAGCCGGGCCCUGGGUCUGUGGGGGCAUCGGGCUUCUCCUCACCGAGGGGAGGCAAGUCUAGGCCUCUAGCAACUCGGAGUUGUCCGUAACGACCUUCAAAGGCCCAGAGGCCUGUCCCGUCUCCUGACUAAAAGGCAUCUGCACCCGUUCCACAUCACACGACGGAAACCCGACUCAUGGCAUGUGACAUCCUGUGAGAGAGUGUUGUAUAUGAGUUUGUAUUUUUUAAUUCAUUUUAAUCUACAGGUUGGAAUCUAAUUUUUAAACUUUAUUGGAAUUUGCAUUUUAAAAGCAAAAACAUUUAAAAUAAUAAUAAACCUUUGACCAGUGUCUUCCAAGUAGUUUGAUCAAAGAACUUGUAGGUGUUUUCAAAACACAGCCUGGAGUGCAAAUAUCGGGAAGCCCCAUGGCCUCGCUUGUGUAUAUGAAGUGUAAAUUUGGUUUUGUUUUGUUGUUUUGGAUUCCUUUGGGUUUUGUUUCAUUUUGUUUUGAAGAUCAGAUAGUGAUCACUCUGAAAGAUUGAAGCCAAGAAUUUGUAACUAUGAUAUUUACUGUAAGCUGUAGAACAUUCAAUAACUAUUAAAAAAAAAGUUUC
Phyllostomus hastatus (greater spear-nosed bat) is the source of this 6627-nucleotide messenger RNA. RefSeq names its product family with sequence similarity 168 member A (gene FAM168A). Gene Ontology annotation, biological process: positive regulation of base-excision repair. Bases 340 to 1086 code for a protein of 248 amino acids. Lineage: Eukaryota; Metazoa; Chordata; Mammalia; Chiroptera; Phyllostomidae. The record is from RefSeq and is a predicted model, not a curated record. The transcript is spliced from 10 exons.